Messenger RNA from Bipolaris victoriae FI3, 1641 nucleotides. RefSeq lists its product as hypothetical. Lineage: Eukaryota; Fungi; Ascomycota; Dothideomycetes; Pleosporales; Pleosporaceae. The record is from RefSeq and is a predicted model, not a curated record. Gene Ontology annotation, molecular function: protein binding. The transcript has a single exon. Bases 1 to 1641 code for a protein of 546 amino acids.
AUGGUGGAGCUGCUGCUCGACAAGGGCGCCGAAGUCAACGCGCAAGGCGGAGAGUACGGUAAUGCACUGCAGGCAGCUGUAGCUGGGAACCAUACAGCUAUUGUCGAGCUUCUACUCAACAACGGCGCUGAUGCCUCGCGACAUGAUAGCCAGGGAAAAUGUGUUUUGCACUAUGCUACCAACAGCGUGGAUUGUGACCCUAGUCUUAUCGACCUUCUGCUCUCACGAGGCGCUCCAGAAAACACGACCGAUAUCAACAACAUGACUCCACUGCUUUACUGCGUCAAGCGCGGCCACAAAUCUAUAAUAGGAUUGCUUCUUGACAAUGGUCUGUCCAUUGAUGCCCGUGCCGAUCGAAAGUCGUGGUCUCGGAACACUGUGAAGACCGACACCUUUCCCCGAUCAUCGGUUUCGGAGUCCGGGCCCGAUAUUUCGGGCAUUUCAUCUGGCUUGACGCCUUUACACUUUGCGGCCUUGACUGGCGACUUAACCAUGACUAAGUUCCUUCUGGAGCGUGGCGCUGAUCCGAACGCUUUGUCCACAUACAACGAAUCCCCGAUACAUCUCACGUUGCGUGAAAAACUGUACGGACCACACUAUGACGACGAUUGGGAAAACCAGAACUUGAGGAUAGAAAGCAUAUGGGACUUGGGAUUUGAAGAAGACGAGAUUGUUUCAUUUCGUGCAAAAAUAGCAAUGGACCGCGAAGGUGUGCUUGAUGCUCUGCUUGGAGAUCCUAGGACCAGUCUGACAAUCAGAGACUGUCAACAUAACUACCCUUUGCACUACGUUGAUUAUAGAGAACCUGGAAGUGUGUCGGCAAUUCAGAAACUAGUAUCUAGAGGAGCGAAUCCGUUCGAAAGAAACUUGAAACAGCAAAGCGCACUUCACCUUGCUAGUCAAGCUGGCAGCCACGAUGCAGUUGCUUUUCUAAUUUCUCUGGGAGCUGAGCCUGCCUUAACGGAUGAUGAAGGGCUAAAUGCUCUUCACUACGCUGCGAUAAGCGGAAACCAUGAAACAAUCACCGUUCUUCUAGAAACUGCUCUAACAACAAGGCCAAGUCUAGUGGCGUCGAAGGAUAAUAUGGGUAGAAACUUGCUCCACCACCUGGUUUCUACGAAGCGUCCAGUUCGGAAUGACACAGUCCAGUUGCUGCUCGACAAGGGGGUAGGUGGUUCAGAGUUGGACGCAUCUGGCAACUCACCGUUGGUAAGCUACUUCAAACGACCAAGUCUGGGUGCACUAUAUGUCGAAAUUUGUCAACCAUUGUUUUCGGUCAAAGGAAACGCUUUGUUCAUCGACAAAAAUGGACAAAAUCUAGGACACUUGGGCGCUUUGACUUGGAGAUGCAGGGUCGAAGUUUUCGAGAUGCUAAAGGAACACGGUGUCGAUCUAACACAGAAAGACUUGCAGAGCAAGACAAUAUUGCACUAUUCUGCGACAAGCGGAUCUCUUACAAAGAAGUCUUUGCAUUAUCUUGUCCAUCUUGUCGGCAUUGAGAUAAAUGCAAAGGACGCGUCUGGAAAAACAGCGCUGCAAUAUGCAGCAGAGAAAGCGCGGCAAGAUCAUCCCCCCGACCUCUUCGAUCGUGGACGCUGGGAUAGAAGUAUGAAGCUAUUGUUGGAAUCUGGUGCCAGUUAA